This is a messenger RNA of Magallana angulata, 4946 nucleotides long. RefSeq lists its product as uncharacterized. NCBI's taxonomy places the organism in Eukaryota, Metazoa, Mollusca, Bivalvia, Ostreida, Ostreidae. The coding region runs from base 60 to 3929 and encodes 1289 amino acids. The record is from RefSeq and is a predicted model, not a curated record. Gene Ontology annotation, cellular component: signaling receptor complex. Gene Ontology annotation, molecular function: ATP binding; transmembrane receptor protein tyrosine kinase activity; protein binding. Gene Ontology annotation, biological process: multicellular organism development; positive regulation of kinase activity; cell surface receptor protein tyrosine kinase signaling pathway. The transcript has 21 exons.
ACUUCCUGCUGUAAACUCAUAUAAACCAAUCGAAAUCCCCUGCUAUCGGACUCUGUGAAAUGGAUCGGUGUGUGCUUGUUUACGCUAUCUUGGCGGUUCUUCUUGGAUUUUGGCCGCAUGUCUUAGAGUCGACAAAAUGUACAAAGAAAACCAUGUAUUAUGCAGCACAGCAUUACUGCGCCUCGAGGACUCUGUGGUGGUGUGACUCGAGUGGAUACAGACGUAUAUCAGUUUACGAAAUCUCGACCGUCUGCUGCCCGGGCUACAUUGGCUCUAACUGCGAGACCCCGAUAUGUAAUCCUCCGUGUGCCAAUGGGGGAACCUGUGUUGCUCCGAACCAAUGUUCCUGUCCUUCUAUAGUUGGAGGAAAUAAUUGCCAAGAACCGGUCACGUGUUCGCAUUUACAACCUUGUUUCCCCGGGACAUGUAACGGUAGCUCUUGCAUUUGUGAUGAAGGUUUCAGUGGAGCAUCCUGUCUUCAAAUGGAAAGUCCGCAAACGGCAACGUUGUCAAGAUUUAACGCCACCCUAAAGAACGUCAAGAGAUCAGAUAAUCGCCAGCUGUACCAAUAUAACGCCGACGCUUUCUCUAGCUUUGAAUUACUGUGGGUGGGCCGGAAGAGUUACAACUACUUCCUGAUUGAUUUCGAGGCAAUCUACAAUCCCAACAUUCCCUACCCGCCGUCUUACAUCAACGGCUCAGCUUUUGGCAUCAUAUCAACGCACAGCCGUGUUAUUCUCUCAAAAAUCGGUCGAGGAGGAAGUGGAACCACUGACGUCAGUCUGAACACGACCCUCCCGUGUCCCGUGUCCUACAAUGACACGUCACCGUCCACUGAGGUGUACAGGUGCCACAUUUCUUACGAUCAGUUUGACAGAACCUUGGAGGACGGCGAUAAUUUAACCAUUGAAGCCGUUGUUGAAACCGGCGGUUACAGAGAUCUCUGGCACAAUGGUCAGUUCUACACGCGGGAGAGUUUCAAUCGGUCCAUAACCAAUACGCAUAUCAACUUUAUGUUUGACUUCACUAAGCCUAAACACUGUUCUUACACUAACAAUUGCUCCACAACAAAUGAUGUUCCUCUGAAAAUCCCACUUGAUGCAUCCAAGGAUCCUUUCACCUUUGGCGUUGAUGAUUGGAGUGACAUACCUUCUGGAAUUGAGAAAUAUUUCCUCGAAUUCCAUCGAAUGAGAAAAAGACUCCAUACUCAAACCCUUACGGAGGAAGCUCCGAUGAACCCAUUCUAUCGAGAGGCGAGAAAUGAAUCCAGUCUUCCGUUCCCCGAGUUUACUCCGCCAGAUUCGGGCAUUUACUCCGUAAUUCUACAGGUCACGGAUAAAGCAAACAAUUCAGAAUUUGCCAGACAGAUCGUCAUAUAUGACCCAAACUCUACUAUCACAACAACUGGAGAAAACAACUUUCAUGUAUCCAGCGCGGAGAAAGAGAGCAAUUAUAACUGGCAAUCCAGAUGCUCUACCGUGCGAGUCACGUGGGAAAACUACUUUGAAAAUUCGUUUCACAUCGACAACCAUUUCUUGCUCCCUGUAGAGGAUUUUCCAACUCAGUUUCGAGGCGGCAACGUGGAGGAAUUAAAAGACGAAAUCGUGAAGAAGGUUAAAACUUUUUAUGAUGACCAUGAUGGAAAGAGAACAAUCUCUGCCGUGAAACACGUGAAUGGAAUAACAGAAUUUGAGUACUACUAUACUUACAUAUCGUAUUCAAAGUCAACCGGAAAUGAAACACAGAAUGAAACAAGCACUAAUGGAAUCAUGAUUUCGACUGAAACUCCUUACACAACGAUGGCAUCAACUGAAAUUGCUACAAACAUUGAUAAUUUUACUAAAAGUUUAAAUAAUACCGAAACAGAUAAUAACAGUAGUACUGUCGCCAUGACUUCCGUUACCGUAGCAACAACUGGUGCCGUGACCACAGGUUCCCCUUGUUUGCCUACUCCAAACACGGGGAACACCGAAAACCAAUGGAUAAAGAUUCAGAACAUCUCGGGUGGUACACAUACUAUUGUACAUCAGUGGGAGGAUGGUGACAGUAUAAACAUUUCAGUCCGUGCCCGCGAUAUCGUAAACAACACCAAGGUUGCUUCCAGACUUGUAAGCUUUGACUCAUCGCCCCCGUACUCAAGUGAAGCAGUAUUCUCGAAAAAUACAGGCAACAGAACAUUCGAAUUUUCCAGCAGUGUACGAACAAGAGCAUCAGACAAGCACAGCGGAGUCCGACAAUUACAAUGGCGCCUGAUAACGAACGGAGAGAUAUACGAGGAAGGGUACUUCAUCAACGAUCCAAUUAAGGCGGCUGACUGCAUAGACUCUGAGAAAUGCUACUGCAUCCCCAUGGGUGACUGCUUUAACAUAGACAUGGAGUUUGACUUUAACAACUGUUGGCUGGCCAUUGACAAACCUCUAUUGUCCAAUGCGUCUUUAAUUUUAGAACUCGAGGCAUUCAAUCAAGCCAUGUUAUCGUCCAAUGUAACACGUUAUAAGCUGAACCAUCUUACGUCAUUUGAUGGAAUUGACGACAGUUCAGGGAUCACAAAUUUGAAGAGCGAGGAUUUAGGGAUCGGGAUCAAGCUCACGUGGGACACUGUCCCGUCCUGUUACAGAGUCUCCUACAUCUCAAUAUUCCUGUAUACCGACUGCGAUAAAUCCAAGCCCCCAAAGGAAAUAUCCCUCCCUACAGAUAGAAACGAGUUAGAAAUAACAAAUCUGGAAUCUGGAAAAGAAUUCUGUAUCGAGGUCAUUUCAAAUAGUUCGGGAAUCGCAAGUCCCAUUGUGAGCAAAUUGACCUUUAAAACUGCAGCUAACAUCCCUAUAGCUAUGAUUGCGGCUGUCAGCGCAGUGAUCGCCAUUUUACUAGGAAUUAUUGUUAUCUUCGUCAUCCUCUGGAGAAACGGACACGUGAAGCCGGAAACAAAGCGGAGACUGACCAUGUACCUUAAGAGACCGGUGACCUUGAUGCAGGGUUUGAGAAGGCAAACGGGGUUUUACAGUGGUAGGUUCCAAGACGAGGACAUCUACGACUUUGGUAAAAUGGUGUUCUCUGAAAACGAAGGAUGGUUGUAUGGAUUUGACGAUAUUGACCUGAAGGGAAAAUUAAAAUCCGGAGGAUUUGCCGAUAUCUACCUAGCAAAGAUUUGCAAAAAGGAUAUGGCGGUGGCCAAAAUUCUCAAAGAGGACCACACUGAGGAGGAUCGUCUGGUCCUCCAGGCAAAGAUCAGCUUCUUCGCUACAGAGGUCCCUCCCCACGACAAUAUCAUUCAGUUCCUCGGCUCCGUCCUCAAUCACCCACUAUUUGGUCCCUAUAUGUUACUGGAGUACUGUGAGCUGGGGCCGAUGAGAGAUUGGCUGGUUGAACACAGAAAUAAAGUGAACGAUGAACUGAUUACGGAGUUUUGUAAACUGGUCCAAGGAAUAGCAAAAGGAAUGGAGUGUUUAGCGAUCAAAGGGAUUGUUCAUAAAAGACUUGCUACAAGAAAUGUUCUUCUGACCUCACGCCUAGUUCCAAAAAUAGUAGGCUUUGGACCGACACCGGAAGAAGGAAAGAACGAGGUAGACAAGAAGGGUGGCAAGAAUCGAAAACCUAUGAAGUGGCUCGCUCCGGAAUGUUACGAAUUUAUGCAGAACUGUACCACAAUGAGUGAUGUGUGGGCCUUCGGUGUUGUUAUAUGGGAGACAUUUAGCACUGGACAGAACCCAUAUCCUGGAAUGGAUGCGAAAAUCGUUCCAAUGAAAGUAAAGAGCGGGUAUAGAAUGAGUGUACCAGAGUUUUGUCCAGAAACUCAUGGAUCAAUAAUGGAAAAAUGCUGGGCAACCAAACCGAAGGAUCGACCGACGUUCACCAACAUUGUAACACUGCUGGACAGCUAUUACGAUGCACGGUACCCGUGUGACUAUGAGAUUGCGGACACCGUAUAGUUAUUGAUAAAAUCCAACAUUUGACUCCUUCUUAAUAAGUGUUCAUGGACGAUAUUUUUUUUUGGCUUGGGCUAUUGACUUCAGGGUGAAAUAUUGCUUGUUUUAUUUAUAACACAAUAUUUUUUUUUAUCAAAUUCACAUUUUGUCAAAACAUCAAACCGUUUGUAUUUACAUGUAUUUUAAACAUUUACUUUAGUACAUAUUUUUAUGUAUUGUCAAGAUUGAUCCAUUAGUGAGGAAAGAUAAAGUGUCCUAUUGACCACUUCUUAAAGAUUAUACUUGUUGAUGCGAAGAAAACAAAUGCCAUAUUUAAUGAAGCUAAGCUUUAUUAAUAUUUUUUGUUAUCAUUUUGUAUUUAUGAUUGCAAAUUAUUGAUAAUAAUUAGUAUCAUAUAUGUGGUUUUUUAUUUUAGUAUACAUGUACUAACAUUUAUAUUUUUUCACUUUUCGUCGAAUACAUGAAAUAAACCUUUUUUCUGAUUCUGUGACGAAAUCCCAAAUCAUCGUAAAUCAGUGUUCCACAUACUGCAGGUUCAAUUGUCGAUUCUGAUUUUCAAUUUUGAUUUACAGAUAAAUUGAAUGUACAUUUUGUUUACAAAUAUACUCUUUGAGCACUCAAAAACUAUGCAGGGAUUCUAUUGUUGUGUGUUUAUUUAAGCUUUAAACUGUUCCUUCGUUAUUAUUAUUUACCAUUUACUCUCUUAUCAAACAUACCGGAGACAAUCAUAUUGUAAACAAUAAUUACUUAAUAAAGCAUAUCAAUGAAGUUAUACAAUCAUGUAUUUAUUUUCAUAGAAAUAAACGUUUUAAACAAAUUUUUUUCCAGCUAAUAGGGUAUCAACCAAAGAUUGCAAAAAGAAAACUUGUUUAAGUAGAAGUUUGCAUUGAUACAUUCGUUGUUCGUCCAUUUGUUUUUCUUAUUUAAAAAUCCAUCGAUCGAAAACAAAUACUAUAAAAAAAUCAUUUUUAGCAUAUUAUUGUUCUUCUAAAAUGAAAUUAAAACAGAUGACUAUGUUCA